AUGAGGGCGGCGCUCCGCAUUCCGCUGCGGGCUUCCAAUUUUGAUCCUGCGGCGGUCAUACGAUCGGCUUCGAAGCCUUCUCUCGCCUGCCACCCUGGCAAUUUCGCCCCGUUAUCUGCGGUUUCCCGUCGGUUGAUUUCCAGCUCGGUUACAACACCUCCUGCAUCAUGCUCGAAGCGCUUUUCCGGUCGUAUCGCCGAGUCGAUUCCCCGGGCCACUUACGCCACCAGCACGUCUCCGUUGUCUGAAUCGGCGAAACCAGGACAAAGUGAUGGAAAGCAUUCGGGAUCGGGUCAAUCGCGUAGUAAGGCCAUCAAGUAUGCUGUGAUUGGAGGCACGCUCGUGGUUGUCGCAGUGGUGUUUUCGGACCAAGUCCAACAUUUCUACCGUGCCGCUGCGAGAACUGGCAGAGUGGUUGGCACACUGGCGGUUUGCAUUAACGACUACCGGGUCACGCUUAAGCAAGAAACCUCCACGCCGGAGGAACGAAGCGAAGCCAUUCGGGCUUGCCACAAACGUUGCGCGGAACGGACUCUACGAGUUCUCGAGAAGAAUGGAUCGAUCUUUAUCAAGCUGGGACAGCAUUUGAGUAGCAUGGGCUACCUGCUUCCGUCGGAAUGGACUACAACCUUUAUCCCGCUCCAGGACAAGUGCCCCGUGUCCUCGAUUGAAUCGAUCGAGGAAAUGUUCGUGGCCGAUACAGGACGUCGUAUCGACGAGCUGUUCUCGUCCUUCGAUCCCGAGCCCAUCGGUGCCGCUUCUUUGGCGCAGGUGCACAUUGGUACGCUGAAAGAAACAGGUCAAAAGGUUGCGGUCAAGGUGCAGCAUCCCGCAUUGGCGGAGUGGGUGCCCCUGGAUCUGGCCUUGACUCGGUUUACCUUCUCGAUGCUGAAGCGGUUCUUCCCUGAAUACGAUCUGGAAUGGCUCUCUCGUGAAAUGGACCUGUCUCUGCCCCAGGAGCUGGAUUUCCGAAUGGAGGCGGAGAAUGCCACGCGGGCGAGCGAGUACUUCAAGAGGCACUCGGAUGCCCCGUUGGUCAUCCCCGAAGUGAUGUGGUCUCAAAAGCGUAUCCUGGUCAUGGAGUUCAUCUCCGGCCGACGUCCCGACGAUCUCGAAUUCCUCGACUCGAACCACAUUGACCGCGACGAAGUCUCCGCUGCUCUGGCACACAUCUUCAACGAGAUGAUCUUCGGUAACAACGCACCUCUGCACUGUGAUCCUCACGGCGGCAACAUCGCCAUUCGCCCGAACCCCAACCGCCGCCGGCACAACUUCGACAUCAUCCUCUACGACCACGGUCUCUACCGCGACAUCGACCAGGACCUACGGCGCAACUACGCCAAGCUCUGGCUGGCCGUGAUCGAGUCCGACCUGCCGCGCAUGCGCGAGUACGCGCGCAAGGUUGCCGGCAUCACGGACGAGCAGUUCCCACUCUUCGCCAGUGCCAUCACCGGUCGUGACUACAUGGUACUUAAAAAGAAGGAUAUCGUGUCUGCCCGUACCUCGGCAGAGAGAGAAAGCAUGUCCGGCUCUUUGGCCGAUGGUCUCCUGCAGCAACUAGUCGAACUUCUAGGCCAAGUACCUCGGAUCAUUCUGCUGAUUCUCAAGACCAACGAUCUGACCCGCAGUCUGGACGAGAACCUCCACACCCGCCAAGGACCUAUGCGCACCUUCCUGAUUCUCGCCCGCUACGCCACCCGCACCGUCUUCGAAGAGCAAAUGGACUCUGUCAACGAGACCGGAGGUAUCCUGCGUCCUGGGAACUUCUGGCGCUUCCUCUGCGCUUGGACUGGGUAUCUGCGCGUCGAGUUGAAGUUGUCAGUUUAUGAGACGUUGCUUUCGCUGAAGAGUCGGUUCGGGUUGGUUUGA
Molecule: messenger RNA, 1869 nt
Organism: Aspergillus niger
Lineage: Eukaryota; Fungi; Ascomycota; Eurotiomycetes; Eurotiales; Aspergillaceae
Exons: 4
Coding region: 1-1869 (622 amino acids)
Biological process (GO): mitochondrion organization; lipid homeostasis
Cellular component (GO): mitochondrial inner membrane
Source: RefSeq, a predicted model, not a curated record